ACAACCGUGUGACGUAAUACGUUCGGGUUUUUGACCGACUCGUUACGGAAGUGAGAUGACGAGCUUACGGUUAUUCGGACCUUUCACGCGAAACAGAUGCAACACGAGUUCGGCGGAAAGGUUCACGGCGCUGCGGACAUUUGGAUUUCAUGUGAGAAAUUUGACAGACGGAGUUGUGGUCGCUCCCUUUCAGGUUGCUGUUCAGAUGAAGAGGGCUCGCCCGGCCGCCCCCGUGUCUCACCCUCUGUUGCCAUGGCAACGCCCUAUUUACCCACAUUCCUGCUCCUCCUCUUCCUGUCCUCCUUUGCCCUCCUGCUUCUGACCCUCCUCCAUCCUCCGGUGGCCGCCUCCUCGUCCCCUCCGUCGCCGUGGCGGCCGCUCUCCUGCGGCCAGGGUCAGUCUUGGGCCGUCAGGCUCCACUCGAGCCGACGUCGGGAGGGAGAAGAUGGCGAACGGAGCGCCGUGCAUCUGGAUGCGAUGGCCGACAGGGUAGCGCAGCAGGCUGGGCUGAAGAACCACGGCCAGAUCGGCGAGCUCGAAGGUCACUACCUGCUGUGCUCCGUCACGCCGCAAUCCCCGGCUGGCAUUUGGAGCAAGAGUGUCCGGCCCGGGGACGUCCUGGCAGCGCACCCUCACGUCCUGUGGCACUCCCAGGAGAGGGUGCUGAGCCGCUCUAAGAGGUCGAUGGCCUUCAACGAUCCCAAUUACCCCAAACAGUGGCACCUGCACAAUCACGCCAAGAAGGGAAUGGACAUCAACGUAACAGGAGUGUGGGAGCGCAACAUCACCGGCCGAGGGGUCACGGUGGUGGUGGUGGACGACGGGGUGGAGCACACCCUCCAGGACAUCCAGUCCAACUAUAGUCCGGAGGGCAGUUAUGACCUGAACUCCAACGACCCGGACCCCAUGCCUCACCCGGACCCCCACAGCGACAACCACCACGGGACGCGGUGCGCCGGGGAGAUCGCGGCCGUUCCCAACAACAGCUUCUGUGCCGUGGGGGUGGCCUACGGCAGCAAGGUGGCAGGCAUCAGAGUGCUGGACGGCCCGCUGACAGACAGCCUGGAGGCCAUAGCCUUCAACAAGCACUACCAGGUCAACGACAUCUACAGCUGCAGUUGGGGUCCAGAUGAUGACGGACACACAGUGGAUGGACCCCAUCCUCUCGGCAAGGCGGCGCUGCAGCACGGGGUGAUUGCAGGCAGGCAAGGCUUCGGCAGCAUCUUUGUGGUAGCCAGCGGCAACGGAGGUCAAUUCAAUGACAACUGCAACUACGACGGCUACGCCAACUCCAUCUACACCAUCACCAUCGGAGCUGUUGAUGAGAAAGGCAAGAUGCCGUUCUACGCUGAAGAGUGUGCGUCCAUGCUGGCCGUCACUUUCAGCAGCGGGGGAAGCAAUAUGAGGAGCAUUGUGACGUCGGACUGGUCCAUGCAGAGGGGCACCGGCUGCACCGAGGGCCACACCGGCACGUCGGCCGCGGCCCCGCUGGCAGCGGGAAUGGUGGCCCUGAUGCUGCAGGUCCGUCCCUGUCUCACCUGGAGGGACGUGCAGCACAUCAUCACCUUCACCGCCACCAAGUGUGACAGCAGCGCAGACUGGAGGGUGAACGGAGCCGGUUUCCACCACAGCCACCAGCACGGCUUCGGCGUGCUCAACGCGUGGAGGCUCGUCAACGCCGCCAAGGUUUGGGAGUCGGUGCCGUCUCUCGCGGCCUACCAGAGCUCCGCGAUGAAGGAGGAAGCGCCCAUUCCCACUUCAUCUUCACCCGAGCUGGUCCGGAUCUGGGAAGUCACCGCCGCCGACCUCGGGCCGUCCGGACUGGAGACCCUGGAGCACGUGGCCGUCACCGUGACCAUAACCCACCCUUGCCGCGGCAGCGUGGAGAUCACGUUGGUCUGCCCCAGCGGCAUGACGUCGGUCCUCGGGGCACGCCGCGCCAUCGACAGGGACCCUUCAGGCUACCAGGACUGGACCUUCUCCACCGUGCGCUGCUGGGGCGAGAGAGCGACCGGCCAGUACACCCUCAAGAUGUCCGACCACAAAGAGACGACGCUGAUGCAGUGCGCCGGGUUGGGCCAGUUGAAGCGGUGGCAGCUGACCCUGUACGGCUCCUCCAUGACCAACGACGAGGUCCAGGACAGACGGAGGCUGGUGGAGGAGGCUAUGAGUGGCGAGUAUCUGGACAGCAGCUUCUCUCUGCCCUGCCCUCCGGGCCUGGACAUCCCUCCGGAGAUCAUCCGCCCGUUCUCCUCCAACAACCUUAAGUUCCUGCUGUUGCUGGGCUGCUUUGCUCUUUUCUGGUCGCUGUACUACACGCUGGAGGUCACCCUGGCCCACGUGGACCUGAGGGGCCUGCUGUGCCUGCGCAGCAGACGGGGCGGUCAGCGGGCGAGGGGAGGGCGCCGAGGGAGAGGAGUGGAGGACGCGUUGCAGGAGUCGGGGGACGGGGACGAGGACGGGGACGAGGACGAGCAUGACUCGGGGGUGGAGCUGCAUGCGGUGGUGGACUCCGAAGCCAAAGCGCCGCUUUUGAGCGGCGAGCGGCGGACAUUGUAGCGCUGAGCCCGGGUGGUGGGUCCAAAGAAUGUCACUGUCUCAGGCUCUCCCCCUGUCUCCCUCUCCUCCCUCCUCCCUCCACCCUCCUCCUCCGCAAUAGACUUGACUGAAGUUAGCUCUUUGUCCUUGACUGCUUUGCCCAAACACAUGGCCUUGUCAUUCAGAUCUGCAUUUGAGCUGGUACUGUUUGUGUGUGUGAGUCUGUGUGUGUUUUUACAAGUGUAAAAAAAAAAAAGAAGAAGAAACGCAGAGACAAUCCUCCAAAGUGGGGUUGAAGUUCCAAUCGGGGUUUGGUGUUGGUCAGAUUAAGGUUCGGGAUGAACUGGAAGUCUGUGACUCAUAGAUUGGGUGUAGUUUAAGAACACCUGUGGGACAUUAAACCAAGAGAAAAACAAAAUUAUUUGCACUGCAAGAAUGUGUGAGUGUGUGUGAGUGUGUGUUGUAAUAUGAGGUCUUCCAUGAAAAAGUGUCCUCAGAUAUAAGGUUCUAAGAAUACUGUUGAUUUUUUUUUUAGGCUUUAUAUUUUUUUUGAGGUAUUAUUGGAUUUUUACAUCUGGGUCAUUAUCUGCUGGUUAUCAACCAACUACUGAUACUAACUUGAAGUGGGAAUUUCAAGUGUGGGAUUUGUAUGUAUUUUUUUAUGAAGUGUAAUACACACUGUGUGCCUCUGUACAGAGAUAUAGAUAUAUCUAUAUAGAUAUAUCAAGCUUGUCAAAUUAUUUCUACAGUGUUUUGUAAAAGUGUAAUAAAGAGUUCUAAUUUUUUAAUGGGAAGCAUUGUUUGGGUUGAAGUUGUAUUGCUGUGCAAGUCACACGUGAUCUAAAUGAAAAUAAAUACAACUUGAUGGAUGAUCAAA
This is a messenger RNA of Pungitius pungitius (ninespine stickleback), 3415 nucleotides long. It is a transcript of the gene pcsk7, whose product is annotated as proprotein convertase subtilisin/kexin type 7. Gene Ontology annotation, molecular function: serine-type endopeptidase activity. Gene Ontology annotation, biological process: protein processing. Bases 97 to 2559 code for a protein of 820 amino acids. The record is from RefSeq and is a predicted model, not a curated record. Gene Ontology annotation, cellular component: trans-Golgi network; Golgi membrane. The transcript has 18 exons. NCBI's taxonomy places the organism in Eukaryota, Metazoa, Chordata, Actinopteri, Perciformes, Gasterosteidae.